GUCUCUCACCUGCACGCAACGCAGCCGGUAUCCGAUCGCAAUAAUAUAUCCGACGUGACAAUAGAGUGAAAUUUUUUAAUAUCUUUUACGGCACGUUUUAAGAUAUCGUUCGGAUUGAUAAAUCUCAAUUAUAAAUUGCAAUCUGCUUGUUUGUUCGAUAAGCUUUAGGAAAUUCAGUCGCAAAAUAUCAUCUUUCGGGAGUACAAACCAUGAUAAUAUCAUGAUGGAUUCACCGGAACCGUGAAAAUUUUUAUCUCUGCAUCCUGGAAAAUACGAAGUCUUAGAAAAAUGAAUAACGCCAGCGAGCGGACGCGUCUCGUGGACACCGGGAGGAUUGCGACGUCCACGAAACUCGCUUACGCUCUUGGACACGUCUUCAACGAUCUGGCGGCUGCCAUGUGGUUCUCCUACACUUUAAUUUAUCUUCAACGAGUGGCAUUAUUAGAACCCGUCAUCGCCGGUGCGCUAUUACUUCUAGGACAAGUCAUCGAUGCGAUUGCGACGCCUGUGUUUGGUUUCCUAGUCGAUCGUUACUGCAAAAAGAAGACUUGGCACGUUUUCGGUUCUGUCAUAGUCACCCUAUCCUUUCCCAUAAUAUUCGGAAAUUUCGCUAAUUCCGCUACGACGGCUAUGUUUUUAUACGUAAUCAGUAUUACAAUAUUUCAAACGGGUUGGGCAGCCGUACAGAUAUCUCAUUUAUCAAUGAUUCCCUCGUUAACUAAUUCUCUCCUGGCUCGAGCCGAUUUGACCGCAAUAAGAUACUCUGCCCAAGUUAGUGCGGCCGUGGUAGUUUUUAUAGUUACGUGGAUAAUUUUACCGACUAGUGGAGAUGAGUCUAUGGUUCAAUUGGAUCAGCAGGACGAUUAUAAAUUCAGAAAUAUCGUCCUGAUUCUCACGAUCCUCGGUCUGACCGCAACCGUUUUUUUUCACAUUUUUCUAAAAGCGAACCUCCUGGAACGAGAAACGCCUCAGAAAACGAACAUCGAGGAGCCGAUUGGAUCAUUGAACCGACGAAUGUCAUGGAUCGAUAUCACGAUCUUGUUGAGAGUCGCAAUGCUCUACGUAGCGAGCAGAUUAUUUAUCACUCUCAGUACAGUGUACUUGCCACUGUAUAUAGAAGAGACUGAAAUUGGCGGUAAGCAGGCGUUGGCCACUGUGCCAUUGGUCUCAUAUAUAUCCUCGUUUGUGGCCGCUUUAUUACUUAAAUACAUCAACAGAAGUUGCGGCACCAAGGUGUGCUAUUUUCUCGGUGCUACAGUAGGAUUAGCGGCGGCAGUCGUUACGGAAUUUGUCGCGGGUAAUACGACGGUCGUGUACGUCAUCGCCGUGUUAAUUGGCGCGGGAAGUUCCAUUACGAUGGUCACCGCAUUGAGCGUCACCGCCGAAUUAAUCGGCUCCAGAACGGAACGUAGCGCGCUUGUCUAUUCCAUCGUCACGUUCCUCGAUAAAAUCAUCACCGGUCUCGUAGUGAUAUUCAUCGAGAAGUGGAGAUGCAAUGACAAGGAACUUUGUUUCAAUUAUAACCGAGAUACAUUGUCCAUCGUGUGCGCUUCCUCGAUGACACUGGGACUCAUAACUUUGAUAUCUGUAUCGCGUUGCCUAACUUGAGACACAAUGACGGAUCGAUAAUGCCUUUCGCAUUAUGUCUGUAUAUAGAUUAUAAUUUUAUUUAUCCUCCCGUUGAAAAUACUGCCAAGGGACAAGCGAUAUAAAAAAAAAAUUGUAUAUUAAUGACGAUGAAUUUUAUUUCGUGAUAUCCCGUCUUAUAUCAAAAUCGCAAUAAAUCUAAGAAAAAUCCAUUAUCUUUCUUACAUUUUUUUUAU
Cataglyphis hispanica is the source of this 1823-nucleotide messenger RNA. RefSeq names its product major facilitator superfamily domain-containing protein 12-like. Lineage: Eukaryota; Metazoa; Arthropoda; Insecta; Hymenoptera; Formicidae. Bases 289 to 1608 code for a protein of 439 amino acids. The transcript has 7 exons. Gene Ontology annotation, biological process: carbohydrate transport. Gene Ontology annotation, cellular component: membrane. The record is from RefSeq and is a predicted model, not a curated record. Gene Ontology annotation, molecular function: symporter activity.